CUGGAGCAUAUGGAUAUAUCGGAUCGGUCUUAUCGAUAGACUCUGCAAUUUAAUUUGUAAAUAAACAUGGAAUUGGAGGGAUCUGAACUUGGUACUAAGGAUUAUUGGGAAACCAGCUACACGCGCGAGAUCAAGAAUUACAAAAGCCAUGGAGAUGUGGGUGAAAUCUGGUUUGAUGAGGACUCCCAACAACGCGUUGUUGACUGGCUGCUAAAGCAGGACAACAUUGACAAGCAGAAGGCACGUGUAUUGGACUUGGGUUGCGGCAAUGGCAUGUUUCUAAUUGCUCUCGGGAAUGAGGGAUACACUCAGCUAACAGGCGUGGACUACUCACCUAAAGCCAUAGAGCUGGCACAAGGCAUUGCCAAGGAUCAAACGCUAAGCAUAAACUAUCAAGUGGCUGAUUUAACGCAAGGCGCACAGGAACUGGGCACUUAUCAAAUUGUUCAUGAUAAGGGCACCUACGAUGCGGUGAGCUUGUGUCCCGACAAUCCCAAGGAGAAGCGCAUGCAAUAUCUUGCAACAGUGGCGCAAUUGUUGCAGGAUGAGGAGAGCUUCUUUGUCAUAACAUCCUGCAAUUGGACGGAGGAUGAGUUGCUGCAGAGCUUUGAUGAGCUGUUUACCAAACAUUGUACAAUACCAACACCCACAUUCAAAUUUGGUGGCAAGGUGGGCAAUGUAGUUACAUCGGUUGUAUUUAAGAAGCGCAAAACGAAAUAAGCAUCAAUAUUAUAUGUUGACAAAUAUUAUAUUGCAUUUACCGUCAAUAAAACUUUAUU
Molecule: messenger RNA, 779 nt
Organism: Drosophila busckii
Lineage: Eukaryota; Metazoa; Arthropoda; Insecta; Diptera; Drosophilidae
Product: EEF1A lysine methyltransferase 2
Exons: 1
Coding region: 67-720 (217 amino acids)
Biological process (GO): peptidyl-lysine dimethylation; peptidyl-lysine monomethylation
Cellular component (GO): cytoplasm
Molecular function (GO): protein-lysine N-methyltransferase activity
Source: RefSeq, a predicted model, not a curated record